Messenger RNA from Rhodamnia argentea, 1888 nucleotides. RefSeq names its product cytochrome P450 72A397-like. Lineage: Eukaryota; Viridiplantae; Streptophyta; Magnoliopsida; Myrtales; Myrtaceae. Gene Ontology annotation, molecular function: iron ion binding; oxidoreductase activity, acting on paired donors, with incorporation or reduction of molecular oxygen; monooxygenase activity. Bases 113 to 1645 code for a protein of 510 amino acids. The transcript is spliced from 5 exons. The record is from RefSeq and is a predicted model, not a curated record.
UCAAGCCAUCAACACAUCUCUCUCUCUCUCCUCUCUCUCUCUCAUACGCACGCAACAAACAGACGCAGACAGAGACUGACAUAUAGACAUAGAAACACAGAAAGAAGAAAAUAUGGAGGUAUCAAUCCAGUCAAUUGCAGUAGCGACGGUUCUGGUCGUCCUGACGACGUUGGUGUGGAGGGCGGUGAACUGGGUGUGGCUGAGGCCGAAGAGGCUCGAGAGGCUCUUGAGACAGCAAGGCUUGUCCGGUGAACCCUACACCUUCCUGCUUGGAGACCUCAAGGAGAACUCGCGGUUGCUCAAGGAAGCCAUGUCCAAGCCCAUCGCCGUCUCCGACGACAUCAAGCCUCGCCUCUUGCCUUACUUGCAUCAAUCCUACCAAACCCAUGGCAAAGACUCGUUCAUGUGGCUAGGCCCAACACCGAGAGUGAACAUAACGAACCUGGAACAAAUAAAGGAGAUCUUCUCCAAGAUAGAUGACUAUCAAAGGCUAGACUUCAAUCCGCUGGUGAAGUUGCUCGCCGAUGGACUUGCGAACCACGAGGGCGAGAAAUGGGCACGGCACCGGAGGAUCAUCAAUCCAGCAUUCCACAUAGAGAAGUUGAAGCUUAUGUUGCCCGCUUUUUAUUCAAGUUGCACUGAAAUAGUUGGUAGAUGGGAAAAAUUGGUAUCAGCAGAGAGGUCGUGUGAGGUCGACGCAUGGGUCGACCUUCAACAUUUGACUCGAGAGGUGAUCUCUCGAACAGCAUUUGGCAGUAGCUUUGAAGAAGGCAAAAGGAUCUUCGAACUUCAGGAGGAACAAACCCUGCUUGUGCUCAAAGUCAUGCGAUCGGUCAACAUCCCCGGCUGGAGGUUUGUGCCAACUAAGAUGAAUAGAAGGAUGAAGAAGAUAGAUAAGGAAGUGAAUGCUCUGCUCACGGACAUCAUCCGCAAAAAAGAGAAAGCAAUGAGGGCAGGGGAAGCUUCCGGCGAUGAUAUGCUGGGGUUGUUACUGGAGUCAAACGCGAAAGAGAAUGUCAAGAUGAGCCUUCACGACGUGAUCGGGGAGUGCAAGCUUUUCUACUUCGCCGGACAAGAGACGACUUCGGUCUUGCUGGUUUGGACCAUGGUCCUGUUGAGCGUGCACUCGGAUUGGCAAGCGCGAGCUAGGGAGGAGGUCCUCCAAAUCUUUGGAAGUAGAAAACCUGACCAUGACGGGUUAAGCCAUCUCAAGAUUGUCACAAUGAUCUUGAAUGAGGUUAUGAGGUUAUAUCCUCCGUUUAUGAUUCUCCCACGCAAGGUUCACAGGGAAACAAAACUCGGGAAGCUGACCAUACCCUCUGGAGUCCAGCUCGCAAUUCCGACUCUCCUCAUCCACCAUGAUAAAGAACUGUGGGGCGAGGAUGCUGAGGAGUUUAAGCCGGAGAGGUUUGCUGAGGGAGUGUCCAAGGCCACCAAGAACCAACUCUCCUUUUUCCCAUUCGGAUGGGGCUCCCGUAUAUGCAUCGGCCAGAACUUCGCAAUGAUAGAGGCGAAGAUGGCGCUUGCUAUGAUACUCCAGCAAUUCAAAUUCGAGCUCUCUCCAUCUUAUGUGCAUGCUCCUUCCGAUGUCAUCACCCUCCAGCCACAGCACGGUGUUCGGGUCAUCUUGCACAAGGCAAACUAAAAAAUUACAAAUCGUGGUGACAUGUAGUGUAGACAAAAACGUGCAUUAGAAUAAUGAAGUCAUACACCAUUUUUCAAGUUUAUGCGUACUAGAAUAAUAGUUUUUGUAAGUCAUCAGUUAUUUUUAGUUUCGUGAUAGCAAGCGGCUCGGUGUAUCCGAAUCUUCCUAUUAGAAAAACCUUAGAAGAAGAUAAGGUAUGCCUUUUCCUAAUGAUAUAAUAAAUCUAUUAAUUUCUAUUCAGAU